CCGGCGGGCGAACCACAGAGGCGGCAUCUGAUUUUGACCGGAGACGCCCGGCCCAUCCGUCACGCGGCCGCCCCGUACCGAACCCCCGCAGAAAUCUGACGGCGACCGCGCCGCCCGCCUAUAUCUACCCGCGGGGGGAGGGGGCACGCAGCGGCACCGGCCACGAGCGAGCGAGCGAACCAAGUCGCCGACCUAGCUUUACUCCUCCUCCUCACCCUCCUUUCUCCCUUUUUUCUUUAGCUUUUACUCCUCCUCCGCCUCCUUGGCCUCCGCUCCUCUCCCCGCCCACGCCUCCUCCCAAAUCCUCCUCGCCUCCGCCGCUUCCGUUCGGAGUCCAGCCGGAGAUACGCGGAGAAGCAGAUCGCGGAGCAUCGCGUCUGAUGGCGUCCCCGGCGCGGCCAGCCUCCGUCUCCGGCCCCUUCGGCCUGUCCCCCGACCUCGCCCGCUGCUCCUUCGACCACACGCUCCGCCGAGAGGAUUUUCAGGACAACAGACUGCUGAGGUCAUUGGUUAGCAUGCGUGAACAAGAAAACCAUUCCAAAGAAAUUAUAACGGAAGCUAUCGAGAGCUGCAUGAACAAACAAGCAGAAAAUCUGGUGAAUUCACUGGAUGUCAUCAGUGGAAGGCUGUCGCAGUUGGAGUUAUACUGCUAUAAGCUUGAAAGGUCCAUUGGAGAACUGCGAAGCGAUGUAAUGGAUUACCACAGCGAAGCAAAUCUAAACUUCCGUGGCCUUGACAAGAACGUCAAAGAGGUUCAGAAAUGUGUACAAGUUCUGCAGGAUAAGCAAGAGCUUGCUGAAACUCAGAACGAGCUAGCUAAACUUCAGAUUGUAUAUGAAGAUCCUGCACAAAAGAGUGAAGGUACUGCCCCAUCAGUUUUCAUGGCCAGGGAAAAUGAUGGCAGUUUCCCAGGUGCAAAGCAUGAGCUUGCCCUUGUCCCGCUGCACCAAGUAAAUCAGUCUCCUGCUAUGCAAUUCCAAAGUUGCAACGGGCUUAUUCUACAGCAACUUGUGCCUGUCUCUUUGAGCACCCAACAAGACCAGCAACACUUGAACCAGUCUACUGUUUACCGCGCGCAAAAUCAAUGCCAACCUGAGCGCAGGCAGGCCCAAACAUUUCAACCUGCACCGCAGUCUAUGCAACCGCAGGCCCAGAACCCCCAGCCACAGACUGUAGUUGAGGUACCUCCGAUAACUAGUCAGGCACCAGAGUUCUACAUCCAAGCUCAGCACCAUUGGCAACAUCAAACAGUCCAGGAUGUUCACUCACAAGCAAGGCAACAACAACCACAGCCACAGGUGGCACAACAGCAGCAGUACCACAACAUGCAGCAAGUCCCAGCUCAGAUGGUUCAACUGCAAACAUCUUCUCCGCAGGCCCAAAGUGCACCUCAUGUCGCCCUGUUCUAUCCUCCUUACGGAUCCCAACAGCCCGCAUGUGGUAACACCGAGGCACUUUCUAGAGGCAUGGUUGUGCAGCCUGCCUAUUCUACGAUCUCUUCUUCCCAGCGAAAGCACCAUGAAGCUGCUCCUGUUUACGUGCAAAGCAGCGCCAUUGCUGUUCCUAUUGCAGAACAUCACAUCCAGCACCAGCAGACCCAGCAGUUCCAUUCGCCUGGCAAUGGCUCAUUUGCACCUCAGCAAUGCAAGGUUGGUCCCUAUUCAGUCCAGGGUGGUGCCCAGGCCUACAACACCGUAUAUGGGAGCCCUCCCAACAGUGCUGCCACUUUUGUUGCUGUCCUUCCUCAGCAAGCACAGCAGGCCAGUGCUCCGAUGAUGCUCCAUCAUCUAGGACCCCAGCCCGUGCAGAAUCACCCUGCAGACAUGGCUGACAAGGCUGCUCGAAUGGGUUACUUGAACGAUCAUGCUGAGAACAUGCCGCGCCGAAUGGUGGCUGCAGGCCAGCCUGUAGAGUACAACACCUUCCAUGAUGGGCUGAGCUCUGUUGGCAAUGCGGCUUGGUCUGGCUAGUCGACGAUGGAGAAGUCGCAUGUGAAGCACUCCAUCUGCUCCUGCGACUUUCUCAUGUGAUAUACCGUGUGGCGAUCUUAUUGUGAUGGGAAGCUCAUUUUUGAACUUCCCUCCGGUAUUUGCUCUGGCAUCUUUUAUCAGCCGGCAGAUUGGUACUACGUAUCCUCCAGCCUACUUUUUUCAGCUGGAUGAUGAUCGUGAUGAAAUAAGACUGUAGGUUAGUCGAGUGAUGAUGAUUGUCGGCAUUUGUCCCAUUUUUAAUGGACGCGUAUGCUUGCUUGUAACCUUGUUGUGGACUUGCAUUUGCAUGUUUGCGAUCGAUAUGAAAAUAUGAGAAAUUUGUUGGUUUCA
Molecule: messenger RNA, 2321 nt
Organism: Aegilops tauschii subsp. strangulata
Lineage: Eukaryota; Viridiplantae; Streptophyta; Magnoliopsida; Poales; Poaceae
Source: RefSeq, a predicted model, not a curated record